Messenger RNA from Haliotis rubra (blacklip abalone), 1925 nucleotides. RefSeq lists its product as uncharacterized. Lineage: Eukaryota; Metazoa; Mollusca; Gastropoda; Lepetellida; Haliotidae. The record is from RefSeq and is a predicted model, not a curated record. The transcript is spliced from 6 exons. The coding region runs from base 135 to 1925 and encodes 596 amino acids.
AACAAGACUGUUGUUAGGCUCGUUUCGUGAGCAGACUUCACAAGCGGCAAGAUUUCGCAUAUUGUUCAAAGACGGAGCUUAGUGAGCUUAGUAGGUAUCUGCAAAUGGCAAAGAUGACAGACUGAAUAUUCAAGAUGUCAGAAAAAGGAAGGAAAGCAGCAACAGCAGGAAGGGGCAAGGUUUCAAAAGCCAAAUCAGUGUCUGUGAAACCUGGGAUCAAGUCAACUCCAGUUAAAAGAUCAGGAUGUUUCAAAGAGAGGCAAACUAAAUCUGGAAAGAAGAUCACCAAGAAAGCUCCUCGUCCAAAGCCUGGAUACUCACUCUAUUCUUCGGACUCUGAGGAUCAGAUAUCAUCUCUCAAUUGUGGCAUUGACAAAUGUUCUGAACUCCUAGCUAAUCUGAUUCAGAGGAAGAAAGGAGGGAACCAAUGGGCUAAGCCAGUGAUCAUGCUAAGCCGAGAAGGGAAUGAGAAUUGCGAUAUUGUGAACUUGCCUCGGACCUCAAGAUGCACACCAGUUUCUCAGACAAAAGAUCGAGUUUUCAUACCAACAGCUGGCACAGAGUCCCCUGACACACAGGUAGCCAAUAUGGUUGAUGGUAGGCUGGCAAGAUCCCGCGCUCCACUGGUGGAGGUUCGCACACCAUUUAACCAGCGCCUUGUUUCGUCCACACCUGACCCAGAGAAGGUUGUUGAUGAUGAUGGAUAUGCUCAGAUGAUACCUGAGAAAGAUACAAACCCUUCUAAACCAAGCAAGGAGAAAAUGAUCAGUUAUACACCCAGGUUGCCUCUCCCUCAACAAAAUAUUGUUCAAGAAAUUGCUGAUUUGAAAAUUGACAACAACCAAAACUAUCUGAAAGAAGGAGAAUCUUUUGAGAAGGUGUUCAGACCUGUUUCAUUCCAUACUGAAAAUGAUUUUAUUGAAGGUGUUAAGAGGUUUGAAGAUUCCUUCCCAGCUUGCCAUAAUCGGAAGAGUAGCAUUGGUGAUUUUCAGUGUUAUCUGCAGAGAGAGUCAACAGGAUUCUCUCCACCUUUGUUCCCAUCUAGUCAAGAUAAGCCGAAGACAGAGUCUAUGAGCAAAGAUCCUGAUCCAUCUGAACGACCAGGACAGGAGGAAAAGGAAUUCCUUGGGAACAGAUUAUCUGCAACUGAGGAACUGGUUUACCCAGCACCUUCUGUGCAGUCCAGAGUUGAGGACAAAGUGUACACAUGUCCUAAAGAGAAGCAAGGCCCUGAAAAGAGUCCUGAUCCCCAUAACAGAGACUAUUUGAAUCAUGAUUUUGAUACUGACCAGCAGGACGACUAUUCUGUUCCUCUGUUCAACAGCUCCCAGGUUAAGAUGUUUGGUCCUGGUUACAGACGGAGAACCAGCAGAGACGAGCAGUAUGAUUUGGAUUAUAGCCCCGAAGAGAAUCAAAGUCCUAUUCUGAAUGAAGCCUACCAGUACAACCUUUCACAGAAAGUAGAUAAGAAAGAAGCAGCUAGAUCAGGACUUACUCCCAGGAACACUGAUCGUGUGCAGCAACCUUCUGAUCAGCUGACGGCACACUCAUCUACAGAGGAUCGUUCAGUCCAGGAAGUCCAACACCCAACAGUGUCAAGUCCUGUUAGAACCAUGCCUGUUGAACCCCGUGCAAUAUUGGGACGCCACACUGGGAAGAAUCCAACACCUACAGAAUUAAACAGCAAUAAGGUUGAGCAUUAUGAGCAACAUGCUGAGACCAAAGAAGUGUUUGUGAAUUAUGAGAGAGGACAGAAUGAUGAUCCAGAUAUGAAUAGAGAUGCAGCUAGGCAGUCUGACAGAGGUGAUCCAUAUUAUGACAUGUCCAACAGGCUUGCACAGUUUACCUUGAACAAAGAUGAAGCUCAAGAAAUUGAUAUGAGGGAGAACUAUCCUUCAUCUCUGAUUAAUCUCGUCCACCCUUAA